Cotesia glomerata is the source of this 1586-nucleotide messenger RNA. Its product is annotated as retinal dehydrogenase 1-like. Lineage: Eukaryota; Metazoa; Arthropoda; Insecta; Hymenoptera; Braconidae. Gene Ontology annotation, molecular function: aldehyde dehydrogenase (NAD+) activity. The transcript has 7 exons. Bases 105 to 1568 code for a protein of 487 amino acids. The record is from RefSeq and is a predicted model, not a curated record.
UAAAGUUUAAAGCAAGCUAUCAGUUUAUCGUCUAAACUUGUAUCAGUUUAUUGAAUUGCUCAUUUCAGAAAUUAUAUUUACAAGUUAUUUACAGAAUAUAAAAAAUGACGAGUAAAAUUAAAAUUAAAUAUACUCAAUUGUUUAUAAACAACGAAUUUAUUGACUCAGAAAGUGGGAAGAAAUUCCCGGUGAUAAAUCCUGCUACUGAAGAAGAAAUAGUACAAGUUUCCGAAGGACUCAAAGAAGAUAUUGAUAAGGCAGUGAAGGCCGCGAAGGAAGCAUUCGCACGAGGAUCUGAAUGGAGAAACCUACAACCUACGCAAAGAGCCGGACUUUUGAACAAACUCGCCGAUUUGAUGGAACGUGACGCGCAGCAGAUAGGUCACAUCCAGACUCUGGAAAACGGAAAACCUUUCGCGCAUUCCGCUGGUGAAACUCACAUGGCCGCGGGAGUUCUCCGCUACUACGCAGGGUGGUGUGACAAGAUCCACGGACAGACAAUUCCAACGGACGAUGGAAGCUUGGUGAUGACCAGGAAGGAGCCAAUGGGAGUCGCGGGGCAAAUUACUCCCUGGAAUUAUCCAGUUAUGCUUUUUGCAUUAAAACUAGGACCCGCUUUGGCUACAGGCUGCACUUUGGUUCUUAAACCAGCGGAACAGACUCCGCUGUGUAAUUUGUACAUCGCUGCGCUGACUAAAGAAGCUGGGUUUCCUGCAGGAGUUGUCAAUGUUGUUCCUGGGUUUGGUCCCACCGCCGGAGCCGCUCUUGCUGAACAUCCUGAUGUCGCAAAAGUUGCCUUCACUGGAUCUGUUGCGGUUGGAAAGUCAAUUAUGAAAGCUUCAGGUAGCAGCAAUUUAAAGCGAGUGACUUUAGAACUCGGUGGGAAAAGUCCUUUGAUUAUUUUUGAUGACGUAGAUGUUGACGAAGCAGUAAAAUUAGCUCACGACGCGAUUUUCAACUUUUCCGGUCAAAUUUGCAUCGCUGCGGCUAGAACUUAUGUUCAUUCCAAAAUUUACGACGAAUUUGUCGAAAAAUCAAAAAAAUUGGCGGUAAAGCGCAUUCUUGGCGACCCAUUUGACCCCAAAACUGAACAAGGGCCUCAAGUUGAGAAGGAUAUGUUUGAAAAAGUUAUGGGAUAUAUCAAAACUGGGGACGUUGAAGGCGCGACUUUGGUUGCUGGAGGAAAACGUCAUGGAAAUUGCGGAUAUUUUAUUCAACCAACAAUUUUCGCGGAUGUGACUGAUGAAAUGACGAUCGCAAAAGAAGAAAUCUUCGGGCCCGUCCAAGCGAUUCUCAAGUUCGACAAAAUAGAGGACGUGAUAGAGCGCGCGAAUAAAACAACUUACGGACUGGGAGCCGGUGUUUUAACCAAAGACAUCAACAAAGCGCUUAAAUUUGCCCAGGAAAUAGAAUCGGGAACCGUCUGGGUUAAUCAAUAUGCCUCUUUGAUGCCGCAAACUCCUUUCGGAGGAUUUAAACAGUCGGGAAUUGGUCGGGAACUUGGCGCAGAGUCCUUGGAUUACUAUUUGGAAACUAAGACUAUUUCAAUUAAACUCGCAUCUGUUUAAUAAAUAUUCUUGGAAAUU